AUGUCAAGAUUAGAAGUUUAUUCACCAGAAGGUUUACGUCAAGAUGGCCGUCGUUGGAAUGAAUUAAGAAGAUUUGACUGUUCAAUAAAUACACACGCACAUACAUCGGACGGUUCAUCAUAUCUUGAGCAAGGUAAUAAUAAAGUGAUCACUAUAGUAAAAGGUCCACAAGAGCCUCCAUUAAAAUCUCAAUUGGAUCAAACUAAAGCUACUUUAAAUAUUUCUUUAAACAUUACACCAUUUUCUAAAUUCGAAAGAUCAAAAACUCAACAUAAAAAUGAAAAAAGGAUUUUAGAAUUGCAAACAAUUUUAAUUAAAACUUUUAAGAAAAAUAUUUUAAUGCAUUUAUACCCAAGAACUUUGAUAGAUAUUCAAAUCCAUGUUUUACAACAAGAUGGUAGUUUAUUAUCUUGUUUGAUCAAUGGUAUCACAUUAGCCCUAAUUGAUGCUGGUAUUGCGAUAUAUGAUUUUAUCUCUGGGAUUUCUAUUGGUCUUUUUAAUGAAACUCCAUUAUUGGAUUUAAAUUCUCAAGAAGAAAUUGUAAUGAGUUCUGUUACGUUGGGGGUAGUUGGUAACUCAGAAAAGUUAUCGUUAUUAUUUAUUGAAGAUAAAUUACCAUUAGAUAUAAUGGAAAAUGUAUUAGCUAUAGGGAUAGCUGGUGCUCAUAGAAUUAAAGACUUGAUGGAUAUAGAAUUGAAAAGGCAUGCUAAGGAGAGAUUAUUGAAACAAAGUAAAUAA
Henningerozyma blattae CBS 6284 is the source of this 738-nucleotide messenger RNA. It is a transcript of the gene SKI6, whose product is annotated as exosome non-catalytic core subunit SKI6. Bases 1 to 738 code for a protein of 245 amino acids. Gene Ontology annotation, cellular component: cytoplasmic exosome (RNase complex); nucleolus; nuclear exosome (RNase complex). The transcript has a single exon. Gene Ontology annotation, biological process: U4 snRNA 3'-end processing; nuclear mRNA surveillance; poly(A)-dependent snoRNA 3'-end processing. The record is from RefSeq and is a predicted model, not a curated record. NCBI's taxonomy places the organism in Eukaryota, Fungi, Ascomycota, Saccharomycetes, Saccharomycetales, Saccharomycetaceae.